UCUCUCCACACGAUCCCAUCGCAUCAAUGAUCAUGUGACCCUAAUUAGCCUCCUACCUUUUAAUUUCUUCUCAUUAAUCAUUUAUUUAUUACCACUAAUCAUCCCGAAAGUUGACUGCUUUAAUCCUUAAUCUCGGUCCCUCCGACCGUUAAUCAACCUAGCGAAAAAGCGAGAGAAACCCUAAAGGGGAUGACAGAUGUUUGCUCUUUUGCCACCGAGAGAGAAAAAGGAAGAAGAAGAAGAAGAAGAAGAAGAAGAAGAAGAAUUGAGAGGAGCUGCUCUGAUCUUCUGUUUUCAUGGCGUCUCCAACUGGGAAGAGGAGCAGAGAUCCCGAAGAGGACGAGAUGUACCUCGAUAACUUCCAUUCUCACAAAAGAUAUCUCAGUGAGAUAAUGGCAUCCAGUCUGAAUUGUUUGACUGUGGGGGAUUCUCUGGCAGAGAAUCUCAUGGAGUCUCCUUCAAGGGAUGAAGUGACUGCACCCUACUCUCCAAUGUCAGAAGACUCUGAUGAUCCUCGCUUCAUCUGUGACCCCCUUUUUAGCACAUCCAUCCACUCUGACAUCAUCAGCAGACCGACCAGCCCGGUCUCCCCUCACAGGCAUCAGAAACCAAUAUCCGGAUUAUUUUCUUCUAUAAAUCAAUACCCUUUCCCCUCUUGCACUCUCCCGUCAGUGGUCUGCUCCUAUCCUCGGCAACGUAGGUCAGACUCAGAGGGCCGGUUCCCAUCCUCACCGAGUGAUGUAUGCCACACUGCAGAUCUCAGAAAAGCUGCACUUUUGAGGUCAGUUCAGAUGAGAACACAGCCUAAUUGCUCGGUUGUUCAUGGAGUACAAGGCAAUAUGCAGAGUUUAGGAGAGGAUCAUAGAGGAUGUUCUUGUGAGAAGAGUUCGGACGAGGAAGUUGAGUACCAUCAGAGUCUUGAUCAGGUUGAGCAUUUCGAUGAGACGUUUUCGGAUGCCAAUUUGAAUCAGGAGGAGAAAUGUUUUGAUGUGAGAUUCUCACCAGAGAGACGUCGAAGAUCAUGCUGAAGAGAAUUGUUUUUUUAGCAUACUAGUCAAGUUUUCUCGAUGUAAAGAUAUGUCUAUACUGAGUGUUUAUGUGCCCAAGGAGGUCUUGAUUAAUUGAUAAGGCCAGAAGUCGGGUAUUGUGUUGCAUUUGAUGAUGAAUGUUGUUUGUCAUAAAGGAAGAUAGUUUGAAGGGAA
This is a messenger RNA of Asparagus officinalis (garden asparagus), 1202 nucleotides long. RefSeq lists its product as uncharacterized. The transcript is spliced from 3 exons. Bases 297 to 1028 code for a protein of 243 amino acids. The record is from RefSeq and is a predicted model, not a curated record. Lineage: Eukaryota; Viridiplantae; Streptophyta; Magnoliopsida; Asparagales; Asparagaceae.